CCCGCCUCUUGGAAUUCUUAGGAGGAGGGGGCGAAAGUGAUAUACGCCCCUCUUCAAGUUCUCACUCAGGUCGGGUAAAGUGCUAUAUAAAUGUUGCUCUUGCGCCCGACUAUCAUAUUGUUCAGCGGCUCUUUCAGGGAGUGGUACUGAUUGUUUUUGUCAUGUCUGGUCGUGGGAAAGGCGGAAAAGGUCUUGGGAAAGGAGGCGCCAAGAGGCACCGGAAAGUGCUUCGCGAUAACAUCCAAGGCAUCACCAAGCCUGCUAUUCGCCGCCUGGCUCGCCGUGGAGGUGUAAAGCGUAUUUCAGGCUUGAUUUACGAAGAGACUCGCGGUGUGCUGAAGGUCUUUUUGGAGAAUGUUAUUCGGGAUGCUGUGACCUACACCGAGCACGCGAAGAGAAAGACCGUAACUGCGAUGGAUGUUGUUUAUGCUUUGAAACGCCAAGGUCGUACUCUGUACGGUUUUGGUGGAUAAGUGCGUGAAUCCCGUAUUUAUUGAUCUAAAAAGGCCCUUAUCAGGGCCGCCCACGCAUUCAUAGAAAGAGCUGUAUUCGCUUAUGCACACGAGUGUAAAUGUUGGAUGUGUUCGCUUGUGGGUGCAAAUUGUAUUUGUAGUAUUGGAAAGAACACUAGAAGAACCGUAUUAGUCCCAUGAUGGGGGGGAGGAAAAAACUCCGAAAGUGGUGUUAGUCGGGAAACUUCUUCAGAGGAACACUAAUCUCGGCAAUUGAUACAAGCUCUUUGAAAAGAAAGUGACAGCAUC
Molecule: messenger RNA, 761 nt
Organism: Notechis scutatus (mainland tiger snake)
Lineage: Eukaryota; Metazoa; Chordata; Lepidosauria; Squamata; Elapidae
Product: histone H4
Cellular component (GO): nucleosome
Molecular function (GO): protein heterodimerization activity; structural constituent of chromatin; DNA binding
Source: RefSeq, a predicted model, not a curated record